CCACGACGUUCGUUUCAAAAGGUGCAGGAAAGGUGCAGGGCUGGUUCAUGAUUUUGCUGCACCCGCUCCACUGUCGGUGCCGACUUGGUGCAGGCAUGCAGGUGCGAAGCAGACGACGCAGCACACGGGCGCGAGCACCGUUGAAACCCCGCUUACGCACGUCUGAUGUGUCUACGCAGCUGUGGUGUGUAUUUACGCCCCAGAAACCGAUCAUACCUGCAGUUCAGGACCUCUCAAACUUACGCACUCCGUGCACAUUAGUCUGACAUAGCAUAACGCCUAAACCGCGUCUGCACCUUUGCAUUCGUUUCGAGUGUUUCGCUGGGCCUGCACCUCCGGAAUCGAGCUGCACAGUUUCUGAACUUCUCGUGAACCGCUGUGAACUGGUUCGCAGUGGUGCAGGCGAAUCGAACAGACCCCGUGUUGCUCACGGCGAUGCUCCGCCUUUUGGGCCACCCUCCUCUCUUGUUUACAUCUUUCGCGAAACCACGCCGCGCUGCGCGUGGUGUCGCGCGCGGAGCGCGCGCGCUCGCGCAACAUCUGGCAGAGCACGGUGCAGGUAACACAGCGCAACAAGACACGGUGACUAACGCAAACCCGCCCACUCAGCGCCUUUGCCACGGCCCGAAACCUACCAGAGCAACACGUGUGAGCGUUCAAAACCAUAAAAACGCCGCCAUUGUGGCCUAAAAGGCGUGGCCAUACAAAAAAAAAAAAAAAAAAAAAAAGCAGCAAAAAAAUGAGAACCUACUACGUCAUUUCCGCCACACUUUUCUCCUAGCGCGCGGAGGGGGUAGGGCCUCUCCUUAGUUUCCUUCCUCCGUGCUUCGGGCGGACCAAUGGACUCAGGAGCCUUUUAGGAUUAGUGCAGGACAUCUUUAGGAUUUACCGAAGUCCUAAUGCCUACAUUCUAGAUACUUAUUGAGGAUGCCUUUGCGUUGUCUGGGCAGUUUUAUACUUAAUUCAUGGCUUCAUUAAAGGUUCUCUACGCACAAUUCUCCAGUUGAAGUAUCUUGUUAAAGUAGGUUUGUUGCAGUACUAAAUACUGCGUUGUAAAGGUAUUGUGAAAUAACAAAAUGCGCACAAAAGCGUUUAAAAUCCAGUAUUUUAAGCGAGCGCGCUUCGCGUACUCCGCGUGCGAUCGUCGCGCCGCGUCAGGUUUCAUACAAGUGGUUGAGUGGGUUCAGUGUUCAGUCGCCUGCGCGUUUGGCUGACUUCCAUCAGCGUUUCAGUUGUGUUUAGACUGGGUGACGGUGUUUGCGUUCGGCCGCAUCGUGCGAUCCAGACGCAAGAAAGGUUUGUCUCCGUCACUACAAAAGCUGCUGGUUUGCUGUGAGCCAGCAGCAGUAAAAGGAGAAGAUGAAAUUUGUUUCCGUGUUUCGUUUCUGUGUGUCAAAGUAGGAUGAAGGUUGCAGUGCGCCGUGUGAACCUCUCCCGUGCCAAGAUUGUUCACGUGUUUACUGCUUGUGCUUCAACUGUUUGAUCGCCUAGUAUCCGUACGUGAAUGUAGUAUGAAGGUGUCGACACAUUUCAAGAUUGCGCCGUCCAUGCAUAUUUUGUCGCUUGGAACUGCCAAACUUCUUAUACUCUUCGCUUUUACUGGUCACGUUAGCAGCACAAGUGCAAAGAACUGCACGAGAGAAUGCGAAGCAUGUGUUCCAGGGACGCACGCAAGCUCAGCAUGCAACUGCUGCCCCAUCCGAGGCCACUGUCCGAAACCAGCAGCGGACGAUGCCUCCGGCACGCUGUGUCUGCCAUGCAACACUGGAACAUUCUGCAAGGACCUGGGUUGUCCAGCUUGCGAUCCUUGCCCUCCGGGCACAUCCACAGCUCAACGAAGCGCACAGAACUGCACACCCUGUGAAGCAGGUUUCUACAAGCCUUUUCUUGGAUCUGGCACAUGCAGUGCCUGUUCUCAAGGCAGCUACACCUUGCUGAAAGGCUCCACUGAAUGCACGGUCUGUCCUGCUGGCUUCUACUGCUCGUGCACACAUUGUGGACCACUUCCUUGUCCUGAUGAUGCUAUUUGUCCUGUUGGGAGCACUCAGCCAACCUAUUGUUACAAACCACUGUUUGUCAAGCACGGCUAUUCCUGUUACAUGUCUGAUUCAGCAAUUGGAAUCAUCAUUGGUGUCUGCAUCUCUGCUGUCAUAAUGUUGGGAUUUUUAUCAGCCCGAUACUACUACACCAGAUGGAAGGAUCAGUCUAAGAAUCCAACAGAAAUCAGCUCCCUGGUUGCAGAAAGUCGUAGAGACCCUGUCUACACUGGACUCUAGUCAUGGAUGACACUGAAAGUUCAUGCAAAGUAUCUCCUCACCUAUGUUGACCUAACACCUGUUUCAAAGUAUGCCUCUGCUUGCUUUCUGUACCAAAGACCAGAUUCAUGGCUUUGAAUUGAUGGAAGUUUUGCAAAAUGCGAGCCACUCAUGAAAAGAAAAGUUAGAUAUGAAUGAAUAAGUGGCAUUUUAUCAUCAUCCAGUAACAGUGCUGAGGAUCUAUGUUGUAUGUAGGGCCCAUUCUUCUGAUAUUUUGCUACCUUUCUUCCUGAACUGCCAUGACCCUGGCUUCUGGUAAGAUAAGGGGGCAACUGCAGUUGUGAAUUUAUGCUGGGCUUUAUUGUUCUGGAGUAUGUCUAAUCGCUCAGCUGUAUUUAUCACCUUUUCCCAAGAUAUGGAGUGCAUGCAGGUGAAGUGUUACCAAAUCUGCAGUUGUGUACAUCCUGUUCAUAACGAGCAGUAUAGAAUGGCCUGCAAAUAAUGCAUUUCCAUAGGUACAGGUGUCAACGUUUCCAUGUGAAAAUGAUUUUGUGAGAAUAAUAGUGCUUCCAUUGUUCUUUGCAUUGAGUAUAACUUGCUAGGAAAUUCUGUAUGUUCACUUGUGAAAAACAUCUAUAAUAGCACCUAUGUCACAUAUGCACAAAAUAUGGCAAUAUUAUCUAAUAUUAGAGCUUUGAAUUCAUUUAGGAGGGAGUAAUAUACAUCUGCAUCCCCAUAAUGUUAGUGAUCUUCAUGGUUAUUGUUAGCUAGGUUUUCUAAUUAGUGCAAACGCAUGCAACAAUACAAGGAAUGAAAGUGCUCGGCAAAGCUUAUCAGUAACCUCAGUGUUGAAUCUUAAGAAUGUCUUGCAAUAGAUUGUCUGACUUUUUAAGGACUACUUUUAAUUGUUAGUUGGCUCACAAGAUGUCUUAAGUUGCCUAAAGUUCGCGUGACUUACUUUGUGGCUUUCUAUGGCUACAUCACAAAAAUGGAAAUGUUUAGGAAAUUGUCUUCUUGAUUUAGCUCAUCUCAUCUCAUCAGUCAUCAUAAUUUUGAGCUGUACGUUCAUAGUAUAGUUCAGAGUUAGUAAGCCUUGGAGAGCUCUUCAAUAAAGCUUUUAAGGCAAUGAGCAUACUAGUGCAUCAUAUUUUUCCACAUGUGGAAGGUAGUAUCAACCAAAUAUAGUAAAAGUUGUUGUGUUUUUAUUCUAUCUUUCUAUUGCGUGUUCAAAUAUUAAAUGUUUUCAACUUGAAUCAAGUACCAUCAAUUGACUCAUACAAGAGAAGUAAGGACAGAAGGAACAUUUUAAAGGCAGGAGGAAAUGCUAAUUAGUAUCCCUUUGAUGCAUUACAGCUUGCAAGCAGAGGUGAAUAAAUGUAUACUCAGUUGCAUCAGCGCAGGGAUGAGUGGCAGGUAAAAGGUUAGCACAAUAUGCUUGACUUUGAAAACAAAAUUAUGUAAUGCAGGAAAUGCAUUCAACCUAGAGCCAUAUUUCUUUUCAGGACACCGCUUCCUAUCUACAUUAAUUGGCUAAAGCCAGUCAAUCACUUGUGACAAUAACCACUAUUGUUUAGGUGUGCCUCAAAUCUGUGUUAUUUUCAAGUUCUGCAGUUUAUGGUGUGCACUGAAAUAAUGCAUCAUGCUAGACAGGAUGUCUCAUAAAAAUGCAAGCAGGUUUAAAUGUUAUCAAUUAAGAAUGCAACCAGUAUCAGACACACCUGUGAAGUUUGGUUAGUUGUAACAUGCAGAUAAAAAUGAUGUUAACUACAGAAAGGAAGUAAACCUAACUCAAAAGUACCACAGAUCAUGCUAGUGAUGCAAACAUGGUGGGUUCCAUGAGAGUAAUCAAAUUUAACAUUGAUUUUUUUAGGCCAGACAUCUGUAAGCAGUCUAAAUUCAAGGCAUAUAUUACUAGAUUAGUGAGUCAUCAUGGAAGCAAUUGAAUUUUCGACAUGCUUGCUCAGCACGUGCUGCAAUAAUUGGCCUCUGGUUGCACCAUUGGAGAGGUGGGGACUGCCGUCGAGGUGAGAUGCUGUCUGGGAUCAUGUGAUAACAUUUUUCUGUGUCCACUACAGAAGGAGCAAGGUCUGAGGAAAUUCACGAAAGUAAAACUACACUGCUGCUAUGUGUCCAACACAAUAGUUUACUGUUCGUUGCUGCAAUUUUGGAUGCAUGUGAGCCAGCCCAGCAUGAUUCCAGUUAUGUUCAGAAACCCUGACAAGUUAGGUUACUCGAAACAGUGAAUAACUUGCAAGGAUGUGCUGUUAGGCUUGUUGUUUUGUCAUAGUGGUAUUUUCCAGCACAAAAAUUGGACAACCAAAUAGACAACAGCGCUCUACCAUGUCUUGUCCACCAUCGGCUACGUGGACCACAGUGCGCGGGGUAAGAGUUAGGACUUUCGUUAGGUGCGUAUGGAAGUUCGAGUUCAUAAUCAAUAUGUGUGCUCCUGUGUCAAUCAGCGCUAUUACAGGUAUACCGUCCACUUCCACGUCGAUGAGGUUGUGGUGGCCACUAAGUGUAAGCAGAGGAAUUUCGGAGGUCGUCAUGGCAGGUUCACCUCUCAAAGCUGCGGCUGUUAGUUUUCCAAGGAGUGGCGGGAGGAAGGAGGAGAUGGAGAGCGACGAGGCAGAGGCGCGCGGGAAAGAUGUGGGCGUGGCAAAGGGGAACUGUUUGGUCAUACGGGCAGGGACGUUGGAGCGGUGCCUUCUUCGAUGUGUGUCGGCGGGUAGGCUGGCACCGGGUAUUUCAAAAGCUCGGCCAAGGCUGUGAGUUCCAUGAGCUGCGACAAUGGUAGGAAAUAUGUCCAACGUGUUCACAACAGAAGUAGAUAGGCCUGUCAUCAGAAGUGCACCAUUCUUCGAGGUUUCGAUAACGAGGACGAGUGCACGAACUUCAUGGUAGAUCGGGUCUGCCGGGUGAGUGAUACUCGGGUCUGUGGACUUGGCAAUGUUACGGGAGUGCAAUGUUGGCCAAUUGUUGUUGAACGGUCUGGAUGAGGGAUAAUGUUGUGUGGGAAUCGUCUGGGGCGUGAACCUGGGGAGGAACUGGGGAGGCAGCUUCAAUCUCCUGUGAGGCGAUGUGCACUAUACUGUCGGAUGCAGCAGGCAUGGGUGGGAGAUGCAGGUCCUUGCAGGUAGAUGUUGGCAGCCAUGUUAGGAAGGCGAGAAAAGUGGUAGGCAAUGCGACGGCUUUUGGCUUCUUCGAAGUGGCAACAUUGAGCAAUGAUGUCCAGCACUUUCAAAGAGUUCUUGAAGGCAAGGGGAGUAAACGUGUCUGCAGUUCCUUUGAGGAUAUGCGUUACCUUUUCCUCUUCCGCCAUCUUCUUGUCAACCUCGCGACAGAGUGCAAGCAAGUCCUGAAUAUAUGUCACAUAGGACUCAGUGCAAGUCUGAACUCGGCACGCAAGGUCUUUCUGCGUGGGACGCCGGCAGCCAACAGUCUUGCCAAAGAAAUCAGUGAGCUUUUGUUUACACAAGUCCCAGCUAGUGAGUCCCUCUUCAUGGCUCUCAAACCAGAUGCGCGUCAUUCCCACAAAGUAAAAGCUCAGGUUAGUGAGCAUGAUGGUCUGGUCCCAGUAGUUGCUCGUGCUCACCCAUUCAUAUAGUUAAAGCUAAUCUUCAACGUAGGUAAUAUGUGUGCCAGGAAAGGUUCCUGGGUCGCGCUGUUGUACCACGAUGACAAUUGUGCGCGGGAGGUGACAUGCCUGAAGCAUUCUCGCCUUGUGCUGGCAUUGCCAAUGCAGCCAAGGAGUGCCCACUGCGCAAAUCCGUCGUGUGUCUUGGAAAGCCCGCAACAUCCACCAAAAUGUUUUGGGGAGAAGAGAGGUUUAAAUAUAUUUACAGGGUAUUGACAACGCAUUCACUCGUGUACAAGAUGGAAGACAGUCCGUGCGACAUCAGCGAGCAUCGUCGUCUUCUGUACUGUCCUCAGCCUCGUCUCUGGCUGUGCUUCUUAACAAUAUUAAUAUGUAUUGCACAUUCACUAAUGUUUGAAGUCACUGGUGCUGCUACAAGCUGAGCUAUCCUCACAGCAAUGAAAUUUUGCUCACUUGCAAACUGCAUAUCAUGGGCAGAAACUUGCUGUAACACUCCAUUACCCAUUCAAUGAAAUGACCUCGUAACUUUUUUGCAUAGGCAGCUUAAUUGGCAAUAGGAAUCGUUUGACUUUCAGAAAAGCAGUAUAUUUGUCAGUAAGCAUAGCAUACCUGAUACAGCAAUGGUUGUGAAUGAUACAGCCUUUAUAAUGCACUCAAAACUUUUUAUGCUAAUGAUGGCUAUAUAGGGAAUGAGCAAGCCAAGCAAUUGUGCACAAACAUAAAAUUUUAUAAAACUUAUGUUUGCAUGUCCUGAAAUCUAGUGUCUUCAGCACAAACACUCUUCCUCACUGCAGUAUUCUGAAAUAUCCUAGCUUAUGAUGAUAUACAGCACUUCCAGAAGGUAGUACCAUCAGAUGUCAUGCAACCAGUGUCUCCGUAGAAGAAAAUAAGCCUUCACUUGGACCGAUGGUUUCAGGAAUAGCUAGGCAUUUCUGGCAGAGGUGGUUUAACAAGAACAAGAAGGCACUUGAAACUGUCGAAUAUGUAAAGCCUCAUGCAAGGUUUAGUAAAUGUACUGUGCCAGAUUUAUCACAAAAUAGAAUUUUUGAAAUUAUCAACCACCAAAUUCUCUAAUAAUAUGAAUUGAAUAGAGUUAAGUGUUUGAUUUGUGCUUGAAACCUUCUAAUAUUUGCACACCCCCAGUUCUUUUUAUUCAUUGCUUGCUGUGUAGUGAAAUCUGUUUGUAGUGAGUUACGUGCAAUAGGACCAGCGUUAUUGAUAUUUGUUUUUCAUUGUUUAGUCUCAUUUAACAUUCUUUGUGAAUGGGAGUGAGUGCUGUCACUUUGUGAACUAGCUUUUGUGCUAAUGGGCUUGUACUCUGUGAUUCUUGGGGCACUAUGUGUCCUCACUUUGAAGACUGCUACAUGCUGAAGCCACAUUGUGCUUUUAUUGUGAGAGUUGUGAGUUUAUUGUGAGAAUGGAGAAACAUGGUGCUCAGUGUUGAUGGUGGAAGCCACGCAUGUUUGACUACCAUGAUGUGGUCAUUAUUGCAGAAUGACCUAGUAAAAGUAAUAUUUGCCAGGGGCUGUAUUUUGUAACAGUCUGUUUUUAUUUUGCAUUCGUUUCAUCUCAUCACUGGCUUGGACACUUGUGUGCUACUGUUAUCAUCAGGUUUGACCGUAUGGCACAACAGUGAUAAGAAAGUAAGAAUGGAGAAUUACAUUAAUCAUUAUCAAACACGUAUACAGUCUCUGCUGUGCUUAAGCUGGUGGGAGCCUUCAAGCAGCCGUAAUUAAGAAAGCAUCCUAUGUCACUGUUCUAGCUGCAUGAAUGUUUUCAACAGAGAGUACCUGUCACCACUGAAAAUUUUUCAGCUGUAGAUAAAAUGUUUAUACAUAAGGAAAUUCAGCCACAAUUAAAAAGAGGCAUCAUGUCACAAGCUCAAUAGCCUAAGAAGAUCAUUUCUGAAAUGAACUUGAUUACACCUUCCAAUAAUUUGUGUUAAAACCAGUUAUAGCUUAUCAUUUUUAUUUUUAUUAUUUAUAAAUGGCUUUGUUUUUAUUGACUUUUGUCAUACUAACAUACAGCUGGCCAAGUGAAAGUAACAGUAUUAGCACACGUCCAUGUAGCUGAUGUGUCCAGAAUUCAGCUGUAACACUGUUUUCAGAUACCAUAUGUCACAAUACAAACUUUAUACAUACACCAUAUUCUGCGUGUUGUGUACUUGCAUAUAAGCCUGUCUAUUAGUUUUAUUCAGGGAACAUACUAACCCACAGGUCGAUAAGAAUCAGGAGCAGCCAAGGUACUUGAUUUUUUUUCUGGUAACAACCAUAUAAAAACAAUAUUGAAGCAAGGCAAAGCAUAGGGGAACUUGACUUUGUUUUAGUUGAAAUAUAGAAUUAUUAAAGACAAGGGAAAUGGAAGUGUCAGAAAAAACAAUAAGCCACCAAUGGGAGCCAAACCCACAGCCUCCGCAUGAUGCGUGCGAUGCUCUACCAAUUGAGCAUCAGCGGUGACUAAUCUGCCAUAGAAUUUCUUGGUUAUUCAUAUGUGUAACCUAGUGCUGGGAGUGUUUGUCAGCGUCAUUCACGACUGUGACAGAAGAUGUGGAACAUUUUUUACAACCACAGGCAUCAUACAGUACCGAAUCUGAGGAUCAGGCAGCUGAGGCAACUUUCUUGAUCUAUAACGUUCGCAGAUAUUUUCACUUUUUUGUGAUGCGGUGUCAGGCACGAUGCUUCACUGGAGUGAUGGCCAUUCUUUUGGCUGGCUUAGCCGGUUAGCAUCCAUGGAAAGUUAUAGCCCUGAACGUAUCAACUGAGAAUACCGCUCCUAGCCAAUAAACCCUUGUUCAUAUUCAUAUGUGCCUCAAGGCAUCAAGGUUGCCAGAGUUGAGACUCUACUACACAGUGAGUUAGAAGGAUCAUGGGAACCGUGGGCAUAUUGCUUUUAUAUUUUUUUUUUUAUCAAUUGAGGAUGCAUCUCUGCAUCCAGAUAACGUAGCCCUUGCUGAAUGAUGCCUUCCAUGAAAAAUGAUCCACAAGGACACCAACACCAUGGAUGUCAUUGUGACAAAUUUCUUUAGUGUUCAAGCUGCUAGAUGCACUCUCCUCUCUCCGCAUCUUUAUCCAUGCCCACACAUUUUGUGAGACAGUAACACCUGAGUAACAGUUCCCUCCUUUAACUUGACUAUGCUCCAGGUUAUUAUCAAAUUUGCUUUUCAUGAAACAGUAGUGACAGUGGUAAAUGGCGCUUUAAAUGUUUGAGAUGUAAUACCCCAGUCACACAGGCGCUUUCAAAGUCUUUUGAACCAGAGGUCCUUUACUUCAAGGAAAGAUGUGUGCUGUCACAUGGGAACAUAAAAGGAGGUCUAGUCAGUGGGAGCUUUGAGUCAAAGGAGUUUGCAUUUGUCCUUUGAAAUCUGAAGGGGCUACUCUUGAGCCCAAAGGGCAUCUGACAGAAAAAAAAUAUAUUUUGUAUAAAUACAGAAGUUCAACUUUUAUCUGUUAAAAACAAGUUUCACUGUACUAUAGAAGUUUCAAAGCACUAAACACUUUCUUGGCAUGUGCAAUCGCAAUCAUAAAUGCACUAGUACAGCAGUGCCGGCACGGCCUGUUGCCAUCAGCAACAGCGACACAACAUCGGGGCCAUGUGCGGUUUGGUUGUCGGCUGCUAUGCUAUGCGUCAUUACCGUUUUGCAGCAUAAGCUGUUCUGGGCGCAUUCCAAUAGCCACUUCAGUUGGCAAUGGUGUCCACCACCGCCGGUGUCCGUUGUCCAUAGCAGCUAUUGCCAGGAAUCGGAAGGAAAAAAAACUAAAUUCUUGCCAGGAUCGAACCUGGGCCCGCUGUAUGGGAGUCAGCUACUCUACCACUGAGCCACGCCAGCUUUUUGUUUUCUCUAAGAACUAUAUGCUUCACACUGAAAAUAACCAAUUAUAAGAAGAUACUUGAAGGGUUCCUUGCUGGGGCUAGCUCAUGAGUGUACUGGGAUUUCUCUCAACAGGUGUGAGGACCCUUGUCAGAUGUCAUAUCUACACCCUUGUCGCAUAGCAGUCCUCGCAGCAUCGACGUCCCAAUUUCUGGGUGGCCUUGGCCAAUGAAGUAGUGUGCUGCUUGUAGACGAGAGCAUCGAGCUUGAGCUGCCAAUAGACGGUCCAUUUCCUCCUCCGAAAGACUCUUGGAUUCUGCAAUGAAAGUCUCUUUGAGGCUCAAGACAUGACGGCAGGCUUUCUCCAAUUGUCCAUGAGUCACUUGUUUCUCUUUCUGCACCUGCGUUGGAGAGGCAUAUUGCAGUUCAGUGUGUUUUGAGGCACUUGUUACUGUUAGUUCACCUCCUACUUUCAGGCCUGGUAUGGAAGCGAUGAGAUUAUUACUAGUGGCCUGUCUGUACUCAUCAGUUCCCAGUAUGGUGUUCUUAAGAAGCCAAGUUGCGAUGGCCAAGUUCACUUCGACGUCAGAAGCACUUGCUUGAGUUGACAGGGAUAUAAUUUCCCUUGCUGUCUUUAAGAGUGGCCCACGCUUAUAGUUGUCAGCCAACCACUUGGAAAGAUUGGAACUCUUAAGGGCCUUUAAUAUUCCCAUUUCCUUCCCAUUUCCUUCUCAUGUUUUGUGACACUGAUAGCAGUAUUGUGGUUUCUUGACAUCUCGGGUAUGCUGCACAUGUUGAGGUACGUUUCCAUUUCGGAUGUGCUUUUAGGGGAACGAUAACAUUUUAGGGAGAACGAUAACUAUUCUGAUUGAAAGCUUGGCAACACCAGCAGUGAGUGCUGUGAUGUUUGAGGUCAGGCAUGAAAUAGAUGGUAGCUGGCCCAUGCCGUCGUCCAACUUAUCCACGCUGAGGGCGUUGAAGGGAGAGACUUGUUCUCAUCGAGAACGAGGAAUAUGGGAUUUAUUUACAAUAGCUACAUGAGAAUGUUACAAUUCAUCAGUCUAACAUGCAAAGAGGAAUGCACACUGAGGAGCCGCCAACGGCUCCUUAAAUACACACUGUCCUCCCUAGAUCCCUAGGUGAGGGGAAACGGCCGUUCAACCAAACGGAGCGUCCAAAGUCAUUGCAGCCGACUCGCCUUUGAGGGGGAGGGUUUACGCACUCACUUCCGCACAGGUUUCACUGACCACACCAAGGGCAGAGGGUUCUCGCAGACACAGUGCCAGACCCGAGCGGGUGCCUCUCUAUCCCAGAGUUGACCCUGCAUUCAGUGGCCGCUGCGUCUGCCCAUUGACUGACGACUUCUAAGCAGCGUGAGACGGCACCGCAAAGCAUCUCGUUCCAGGAAUUCUCCUGCUCCAACCAGACCUUGGCGGUGACGGCGUAUACACUAACAAUACUUGCUCCGCUGACUGCGGCUUGCCAUCUCACCGCCGUCCCCAUGUUGACGUGGCGCAUUGUCUUCACAAAGCAGGUCGUCGCCGCAGGCCUGCCGGCGUUGAAGGGCUGUUGGCUCGUGCAUUGUAGUCCUUACGAAGCGAGUUGUUGCAGCGGGCUCGGAGGAUUCGACGGUUGCGUCUUCGAAGCUUGCCACCUUAGCAGCUGCAGCUGGCCGGGUACGGCUUGCAGGUCGGCACCUCUGCAGGCCUUUCGUAACAGUGCGCCAAUAUCGGGUACUUUUAUUUCUGUCAUGAUUCAACUGGUUUGAAUGGAUAAAAAGCUGCCUCUGCGGGAGCAGAAUGACGUGAGCCACACCAGCACUUGCUAGCCUGCAGCGGAAAAAUGUCUUAAAAAUGCGUCCUAGGUUGCGAGGAGACGUGCAAUGUGACAUGCGUGCUGCAUAGCAUUGAUACAUGCACAUUUUGCAUUGCAGUUGUGUAUUAUUACACCAGGUAGAAUGCCAUGUACCACAUGCACAGGUAGCGGUAUAAGGCAGUUGAAGGUUUGAGGAAGAAAAAGAAGUAGAAGUUUAAGGAGAUGUAAACAGAAAUGGUAGAAAAAUAUAUAUUGUUGUGUACCUGAUUAAAUCAAGCUGGCUAGGUGACGAGGAUGCCAAUAAAUCAUCACCAUCAUUAACAUCGUAUCAUGCCACUUGUCAGAUCAAGCUGGCUAGGUGACUAUGUCACCGCCACGUUUCAAAGGGGAUGUCAAUAAAUCAUCAUCAUCAUUAGGAUCGUAUCCUGCCACUUGCCUUGUGAUGGGAGAUGAGUGCAGCAUAGCACCUAUGCGUGUGCUCUUUGCAUUGCAGUUGCAUAUUAUUAUGCCGAGUGGCAUGCCAUGUAGCAGUUGCGUAGGUAGCGAUACAAGGUAGAUAGAAAAGUCUUGAGGAAUAAAAAGAAGAUUAUGGAGAUGUAUAAAUAUUUAUGUAAUAAAAAACAUAUAUGGCAUACCUGAUUAACUCAAGCAGGCUAUGCGACUGUUAGUCACCGUCCCAUUUCAAAGGGAAUGCCAUUAAAUCAUCAUAAUCAUCAUUAGCAUCGUAUUGUGCCAUUUGACUCGUGAUGUGAAUGCGUGACGCAUAGUGUUGAUACAGAUUAACUUUGCAUCGCAGUUCUGUUAUAUUCCACCAGGUGUCCUGACAUGUAGCAGUUGCAGUAGCUAGGGAAAUUAUGGAGCAUGCUUUAUUAGAAUGUGAAGAUAUCUGCCCAGCAGUCGAUCUAGGCACCACUGGACUCCUUGAAGCCCUUGGGUUCAGCGAGAGCUAGGGGAAAGUAAACAUGUGCGCAAUAGAGAUUAAUAAGAGGCGAUUGGAAGAUUGGUGGACGAAAAGUAGGGAAACGACAAAAAACGUAGAUGUACAAAAACAAAGUUCACAAUAGGGGGUCAGAAAAUUUGGUUAUGGGAAUUCAUCGUACCUUCUUUUUUUUUUUUUUAACCUAGGUAGGACAUUAGGCAGUAUAAUAGCAAGAGCUUGGUGGCUGGCGCAACCCACUGCCCUGUUCCAAAGCGGAUGCUCAUAACAUCCAUCCAUCCAUCCAUCCAGCAUAUAGCAGUCGCAUGCAGUAUGUAGCUGGACCUGGUUAACUCAAGCAGGCUAGGUGACUAUUUGUCACCACCUUGUUUCGAAGGGGAUGCCAAUAAACCAUCAUCAUCAUCAUAAGUAGCAACAUAUCAUGCCACAGGUCAAGGGAAGUGACAUGUGCAUCACAUAGUCUGGAUAUCUGUGUUCACUCUCCUGUACACGUUAUGGCACCUCUUUGCAAGGUAUGAACCGCUGCUGAAGAAGCGAAUUGUAGAGCUGUGCAAACGGUUGCAACCAGGCAACAAUGCGCUCAGCAGACCGCUGUGCAGAGAGCAGGACUAGGGUCCCUAGAAAUACUUGCUAGACUGGCGUCCGCUGGCUGCGGCGGGGGCUGCUGCUGAAUGAUCGCCGCGGUGGCGCUGCGAGCAAUCGGCGUGCCAUGCCAGCCGCGGCGUCUGCUCUAGACGCGCACGUCUCGCCUCGCGAAACAAAUUCACUGCGCGUGUUGAUUUGCCUUGCGCAUGUGAUUGCAGUGUUUUUUUCUUUGAUUUUAGCUUAGUCGUGGUUUUUCAAUGUGCACUUCAGUUAUUGGCGUAGCGGCGCAAACAAUUUUUUUAUUGCGAAAAAUUUUGGGCGCGUACCCCAGAGUCGAAGGUGAAACGAACCCGCUUAUUUUUACAUCAUAUUCUCCUUUCUGAAUACUGCUGCCCAUCCACGUAUUAUAAUACCGCCUCCUGAGGAAUUUAAAUAAAAAUUUCUUGCAUCAAAAACAUUACCCAGGAUUCUAAACCCCACGACCGUGUGUGUGCGCAACAGUGCGCUAUUGACAGCGCCGUUUUCAUUCAUGCUAUUGAUCUGAUCUCAACUUCUACGGACUAUAAAUGAAGUUAGAAGGCAGACUGAGCACUGGAAACUUCUAGAUGCACGCACAAUUAAAACAUGUAAGAUGAGAACCUGAGCCCUGUAAUCACGUGCUUUAGGCAAACUUACAGACUUACAAACUUAUAAAGUUUACAGCAAUGUAAUGCCCAUUUGAAGCCGUAAAGGAUUUGCUGAUAGGCUUCAAUCCGCAGCCAGGGCACAAACUGAGUUUUGCAAUGUCCUGAAGAAGAUUUAUCGCCUCUUCUGUGGAUUUGACGUCUAACUCCUUCACUUUUUUUCCUCUAAUAUACACAGUAGCCUUCAUGGCAGCGUCAUCCGAAUCACUGUGACGGAGCAGAACUCAUCGACUUACGUAUAAGGCGUCCUGAGAGCCGUCCUCACUUGUGUGGCACUGUGCGAAUGUUACUUGCUGAGCAUCCGAAAGGUCGCCAUUUGUCCAAGGUGGUGGUGGCUGCAGCUCUCUGUGUUCCCUGAGCAGAAUCGCGUCACAUGAUCCACUGCCGCAAGAUUCUUCAAGCACCUCCACUGGUGCUUCAGGAUCAAUGCGCUUUUUUUUCUCUGGUGGUGCUCUGACUCCCGGUGAUUGCUUCUGCUCACACAAGUUUCUAUCCUUGCUCUUCUGGGGCAGAGGUUUCGAGAUAUACUUUGGGGUGUCAGGAAACAGUGUAGGAACAGCAUCAUUCGCGAGUUGCGGCACAUUCCAGGGAAUUUCCACUUUCUUGCCCUGAAUCACAGUCUUAAAACUUCUCUCAAUAAAACACGGUUCGAAGUGUCGCUCGCAAACGACACUAGCUUCGUCGAGCACUCUAUCGCCGCGCUUGAUGUUGCGCUCCCACUGUCGCCUCUUUUCUGCGUCCUUUGGUGUCCUGAAGAGAGAGCAUUUCACCUUGCAGGAACGGUAGCCGCUCUUGCAUCCCGGCACGAAACACGUGCUGUCGCAUUUGUCGCGUUGCCUAGACAUGACGCGAUCGCACAUCUAUGAGCGCACGCACACCAACACACACGCAAGUUAGCGUUCACGUAUUUGGAAAAAACAAACAGUAUGCUGGGCUUGCGACCAAAAAGCAGCGCGCAACACUUCCGCAACCACGGCAGGCACUGCACGACCGUCCCUUUAGGCACAACACUCCGAUUGUGUGCAGCGCCCCCUGCGCAUUCAUCUAAGGCGCAGCCAACCGGUUCCGUGGGGAGCUCCGCGCGAACGGCAGACUAGCAAGUAUUUCUAGGGACCCUAGCAGGACAAGCCGCAGCUCGCCGCCAACAUGGGUGGACAGCUCAGAUCGUUCUUGUGAAAACAAUGCAAGGAGACUUUACCGCAAAGACCUUGUAGUGCAUGGUGCUGAAAGUGGAGCUCCUAUGGAGCCGCUCCUCCACCUUGUGCUGCAACUGUGGUGCGUGUCCCGCACAGGCCUGUGACUUUUUAAUUCCUCAUCACUUUCACGUUUUAGACUGUGUUGCAGUUUCUGUUACAAGCUUCAGCGGAGACCAUCUGGAGAUCGUGUAGCACUGACACAUAUUUCUUGAACUAAUGUUCCUUUGAAAGCUCCGAAAUCCUUAAUAUAAAGGGCCUUUGGUACGGCCGUGUGACUGGGGUAUAAGAGGCAUGCAUGGGCUAGGAGGUGACACACACCAUAGCAGCAGUACUGGCAGCAGCAAAAUUUUUGCGUUACAUUAGGUACCUGUUUAUAAAUCUUAGUCCUCUGAGAUCCUCUCAAUGCAAUACAUGCCAUGCCCAUCAGCACACUGAAAAAUAAGUUGCGUCCAAAAACUGCCAGCCUGGACCUUGACAGUCACUUCUAAUGCCCGCAUUAGAACAAGAGCAUGGCCUUUGAGAUAGGCUCUGAUUGGCUUUGGGGAACCUGCUAGCUAUUUUAACGUAAAAGAAGUGAGGCUACAGAAGUGCAUACAAAUUGCUGUGCUAUGUACUUGCUGUUGAUCUUUCCAAAGGCCAUAAUUGCUUAAAAUGUUUUGUAACACUGUGCCCAGAACUAGCCUCUGGCUAAGGGUGUUCAAACAUUUUCUGAAACUUUAUCAAUCUUGUUUGGGAAUAAACAUUGAACUGAACUGAUUAAAAAUAAUGCUAUAAUUUAAAGAGCCUCAAUGCAAAGUUGUCAACAUAAAGCACAUAAUAUAUUAUAAAUAUUUAAGUUUGUAGAUGCAUCUACUGAUUCUCGCCAAUUUUCUCGGCUGAAAUCUAUUACAAUCUUUUUCUGUGCCUGUGGCAACUCUGGAAAGUAGCUCUGGUGCACUAGUUGUGUCCAGCAUUGCUGCCACUGGAGCAACAGCUUUCAGCUUGGCAAAUGACUGUCAGCACAUGCAAGCUUGAAAUGACGCAGCAAGGCACCUCGAUUUUCCCGAAUGCUACAGCCAGGUUUUUAGUGUAUGUGCAUAGCAUGCCUAUUGCAAGGCAUGAAGGGUGUUCAUAAUUAACUGGGUGUCUGCUUACCUUUCUAACUGUGCACAGUCCAUCAGUUGAUUCUCAUUGUCCAGCUACCUCCCAGUCACUUCUGGCACACCAUAGGGAGGUGUGCUGGGACCAUUACUCUUUUUGAUAUACAUAAAUGACAUUGUUGGUAUGAUUGUGAACCAGGGCAGAUUAGGCUUUUUGCCAAUGAUUGUGUAUUGUUUAAUGAAAUCAAGUCUUCUGAAGAUCAAGUCAUUCUUAAUUCUAACCUUCAGAACAUUAAUUCCUGGUGCAAUCGAUGGGACAUGAAGCUUAACAAUGACAAAACAGUCUUCAUGAAUGUUACCAAAAAAAGAGUAGCCUAUCAUUUCCAUAUAACCUUCCAUCUCACCUGCUCGAGGAAGUUAAUGAAUACACAUACUUAGGUGCUACUAUAACCAAUAAUCUUAGCUGGAAUAAAGAUAUAUCAAACAUAUGCACGUCAGCUUUUAAGAAACUUUGCCUCCUCAGGCACAAAUUAAAAGCUGCCCCUACUAGCGCAGAGCUCUUAGCCUACACCUCUAUCAUCAGACAUAAACUUGAAUACGCAUACACUGUCUGGGACCCUUACACAAAACAUGACAUUGAGGUGUUGGAAAUGAUUCAGCGAAAAUCUGUUCGAUUUAUCUUUAACAAAUGCCGCUCUACUGACUCUCCCACCGUCCUCAUGGUGCAACAUAACAUACAGACACUGGAAAUACGAAUUAAAAUUCAAAGAUUGAAGUUACUUUUCUUAAUCAAAAAUACUAAACUCUCCAUGAGACCUGAUUCAUUUAUUAAGUCCACCACAACACGCCUAACAAGAAAUCAUCACACGGAAUCCCUAACACUGUACAUCGCUAGAGUCAAUGUUUUUCAAUGCACUUUCUUUCCGCACAUAAUAACUCAAUGGAAUUUAUUCCUGACUGAUCUACUAACCAGUAUUGGUGCCUUUGACAAAAUUGCUUAUUGACAGUUGUAGACUUAUUGUUUCUUGUUCCUACUAUGUGUCAUUCUUUACAUAUUUUGUUUACUGCAAUGUAAUUUGCUGUGCUUUUUGUUGUUGUUAUUGUUGUCUUUUUAUUUUGCUCCUCCUGCCAGGACCCAUUUAGGGUCUGCAGUAUGCUGUGAAUAAAUAAAAUAAAAAUUAGAAAUGUAAAUAUGACAUCACUUGGAGCUGUCGAGUGCUAUUGGACUUGUUUGGCACAUAGUUCUUUUAUGAUGAUUGCUGGUGCCAUAAGUCAGAUAAAUUUCCAACAUUGAAAAGUGGACUUAAUAGUUAGGCUUCUGUUGCAUAUAAUACUGGCCUCAUAAUUACUUGUUAUUGCAGCAUGUAGGCAAGGAGACCUGUCCAUAUGCUUCAAUUUAGCAUUUACAUGUUUCAAUACAUUAGCUUUCCUUUUUCACCAUAUUGAGAGGUUGGCUGGUAUACUUGGGCUCAUUGUCUGCAAAUGUUGGAACACUAGAGCUGGACGAGUACUAAAACCUGUGCUCAUUGAAGUGAAAAUUCUGAAUUUCCUAUAGGCAAUACUAAAAGCUAUGCUAAUGGACAGAUUCACCUCUGAAAUCUGCCAUUGAGCAUCGGCAAUUUCACAUGGCUUCACUGUUUAAAUGGUUACUUGCAAUGCAUUCCAUAGUCUUGAGAAUGGUUUAUAUGCCACUGUUGCAGUCACCUCAUUUCACAUAUUAUUAUAUGGUUCAUUUAAGAGACCUGGCAAUUUUUACCACUUUGCUUUACUGACUAUUCUAAGUCAGCUAUGACUUUGAAACAUUUAACACACUCAAAUGCUUUGUUUCUAAUUGUCUUUUCUGAAGGUUUACCUUCACACAUAAUUCAACUUGUGGAGUUGUGUAAGUGACCCAGUAAGGUCAUUUGGUAUGUUUGUGCCUAGUUUUCUAUGUAUUCACAAUCCGCAUUACAUGUGAACAAAAGUUGAAGGUUUGGUCAAAAGGGCUUUCAUACUAAGACGUUGGUGCACUUGUUUUAUGCUCGUGGCAGGUGCCACAUCAGUUACUUAUGCAAGUGAGGUACUGUAACUUGUGUGCCACAGAAAUAGAUGCCAUUGUACCUGGGAUUGUGCAUUAUGUUUUGCAUUGAUUUGCUACCAGCACUUAUUAGAGCUUGUUUUGUUGUUAUGGACAUUAGUCUACAUGUCAUGGCCCAUGGGUGGUGGACCAUGGUGCCCACCAACUGUGGCAUCCACCACUAUGAUUUUUGCAUGCGAGUGCAGUCAUUGUUGACAACCUUAAGGUUUCCUUGACUAUGCAGAAAACGUGCUUGGUAUCCUCCUGUCUUUGUUGCUUGUUAAAAAGAAGGCAAAAAGGUAAAAGUGGACAUGAGUGAAAUUUUUAUCAUAAUAACUUGACCAUCUUGUCUCCAAAUUUGACACAAAUAAUUUGUAUUAGAGCAUCUAUGCUGACAUUUCCUGGAUGUCCCGCAGACUAAAUGUCAUUGUGUAAUGAAAAUGACGGUGUUCAAGAGUGUUUUGCCUCUUCUCAAAAACUGUUAUUUCCCUCGUAAAUCUAAGCUUAAAAUGCAUAACUCAUACCAUGUGUUACAAUAAUACAGACUACCUGAUUCAGCCAUUUAAUAAGCCUUGCAACAUUUAAAGGGCCUUUAAAUGUUUCAGUUGCAUGACAUGUGUAGAAACCAAUAGAACAUGCUUCAACUGCUGCUUCUAAUACGUACAUGUGUACUUUCUUGGGGGGAAUAGUGCGAUUACUGCCAUAACAUACUUGUCAAGUUCAUUUUUGGGCUUCAUUCUUCUAUUAUAAUUUAAUGUUGUUUCUCAUCUCACAUUAUGUUAAUUGCUGUUGUUUGCAGGUAUAGAUUUUUGUAUGUUUGUUCUGAAGCACAAAGUAAUGUCUGUAACAUUCUUUUGCAGUAUGUGUUUGUAGGCAGCAAGUUCAAUAUAUUGAAUAUGCUAUCACGUAAGAAAAUACAAGCUGGUUGUAUAAGUUCGUAAUAUGUUGGAAUUCUAUCUGGUCAGGACAAAUCAUGGCACAUGAAGCCGUUUUCUCAGUAACUAUUUAAGGAUAGCAGAAACUGACCACUUUGGGAACAUUCAUUUUGUAUUUUAUGCUUUACUUGGCUGAUGUACUGGUUUCCUUUACUAGGGGUAUGUCAUGUGUGCUUUGAUGUUGAGACUGCAGUCUCAGUCCUAGGUCAGUUCUUGUAGAAUUGCAACUUUUUGGUUUUCAGACUUCCUGUUGCAAAGUUUUGCCUAUGCAAAGCACGUCUGCAAUCUUACUAGUUGCACUUGCUUCAUUCUAAGCAUGGCCAAAGUGGUCUCAUUCAUAGCUUUUAGCCUGCUCGAGUGGUAUUUUUCGUUUUGCCAAACUAGUACAAAUCUUUAAAGCAAAGAUGGUCUUCUCUGCUUUAGCUUGUUUUAAAAAAAACUGAUCUUACCAAUGCUGCCAAUUCCAUUUCUAGUUUUAAUUUAGUGGUAAUUCAUGUUGCACCACUGAAGCCUUUUCAUUUUAUUUACAGUUCCAGAAAUUUCCAACAUGUUUUAUUUGCUUCUUUUAUUCAUGUUCAUAUGUAUGGAUCUAGUCUUAUUCCUUUUUACUUUGUUAUAUUUUGGGGGUAGUUAUUGGCUGCAAAAGUUAGUACAGUGUAAGUAAUCUUAUGCCAGAAAUACAUGCACAGAGAAGAAUGUUGCUUCUAUGAAAUACCUUCUUAUUUAAUACCUUUAAAUGCAAACAACACCUGAAUUCUUGUUUCCACUUUUAGCAAAGGAACAUGAUUUGGUCUAAAACAUCAAAACUGAGGGCCAUGUGUGUUUGUGCUGUGAAAACUACCAUCCGUCCAGUACAGAUGCAUACUUUCAUCUUCUGUAUGUGUCGGUUUAGUGGUUGUUCACAGCUUUCUUUUGUAGAAGUGACCGCAACCAUUGAGGUCUGUGAUUAUUGUCAUAUAAUGGUUCUGGUGUUUCUUCGAAAUAGGUAGCUUCUUCAUGCCGAAGUAUAAAUUUAUUUGCACCUGAAUUUCAUUUUGUCAAGUCAGUUGUUUUGGUACCAAAAAUCUGUUGUUGAUGAUUAUUUCAAGCAUAAUUUUUUUCUUCCUCAUUUUUCUGGAAACGUCAACAAAACUGUGUUAAAGUUGUGUUUUCUGUCCCCUUAUUAUUUUAAUUGUUUUAUUACACUUAAUCGCUUGUGCCCAACUUAGUCACAGGGUUGUGGACCAUUCUUUUCCACAGUGUUAAAAGUGAACUUUUGUUUUUAUAUUAAUUAAGCUGUUACCAAGUUGUGACCUGUGAAGUAUGGUUCUUGCUGCAUUUGUUCGAGCUACAGCUCAGAAACAAAGGCUGAAAUAAAACAUGAGACAUUUUA
Molecule: messenger RNA, 20316 nt
Organism: Dermacentor andersoni
Lineage: Eukaryota; Metazoa; Arthropoda; Arachnida; Ixodida; Ixodidae
Source: RefSeq, a predicted model, not a curated record